Sporothrix schenckii 1099-18 is the source of this 501-nucleotide messenger RNA. RefSeq lists its product as uncharacterized. The coding region runs from base 1 to 501 and encodes 166 amino acids. The record is from RefSeq and is a predicted model, not a curated record. The transcript is spliced from 3 exons. Lineage: Eukaryota; Fungi; Ascomycota; Sordariomycetes; Ophiostomatales; Ophiostomataceae.
AUGACUGUGAACAUUCUCAUUCAGAUCGACAAAUUAGUGCAGCUGCUGGAGUCACCGGUUUUUACAUGCUAUUUGCACACUGCUCCGAGAGUAACUAGCACACCUGCAAGUGGGCCAAACUUUGAUCGGCCGAAUAGACUCAAAGGAAGAGAAGAUGGCAUCAUCCGAUGGGGAGAGCUAUUGGAAAAGUUUCGGACCGUCCAAGAACGUGCACGCCGGUCGCAGAGAGCGUUGAGUGGCCACACGACAGAACCCGUCGACGAUAGCUUGCCUUUCGGGCUGGGACCCGAUUUUCGAAUCAGCGAUGGCGUUGGCGCUCUGGAGCACAAAAAUUCUCGGGAUAUAGGCCCGGCGGCCAGGACUGUUGCUGGAGGGCCUCCGGUUCCGGUCAAGGAUACCUCUGUGCAACCAGGGCCCCCAACCAAGGCAAAAUCAACCCUUGGGAAGCAGCUCGGGAGGUUUGGCGGUGCCGUGUCUGGUAGAGUGAAACGUGGUCACUGA